GCAAACUAACACUUUUUAAACUCGCUCCACCUCAUAUCAGUCUUUUGGAUCCGUCCACCUCUGAUGACCCUCCGUCCCCGACCGAUGCGCCGCUCAAAGCCGCCCCGCGGAGCCCCUCGUUCGGCCUGGACAGCAGCGCGACACCGUUCAGCCCCGGCAGCGCGUCGGACAGCAGCGGCUACAGCGUUUUCUCCGGGAACCCGUCUCUGAACCCGGACUCCCCGGUCAGCUCCAGCUCCAUCUCCAGCAGCAGCGCUGCGGCUCUCUUCCAGCCCGUCGGUCACACAGAGUCCCUGCUGAGCUGCGACUACAUCCCGUCCCUGAACCCGGGGCCCAAGCGCCUGUGCCUGGUGUGCGGAGACUUCGCGUCCGGCUAUCACUACGGCGUCGCGUCGUGUGAGGCGUGCAAGGCUUUCUUCAAAAGAACCAUUCAGGGAAACAUCGAGUACAGCUGUCCGGUGCUGAACGACUGUGAGAUCACUAAGAGACGGAGGAAAUCCUGCCAAGCAUGUCGUUUCCAGAAGUGCCUGCGUGCCGGCAUGAUGAGAGAGGGUGAGCUCCUAUCUCUGAAACCUGACACGAAUUUGGCAGGUUUCUCUGGCCUCUCGCUGGUGGAUCAGAUGGCGCUGCUCCAGAGCGGCUGGAUGGAGACGCUGGUGCUGAACGUGGUUUGGCGAUCUCAGGGUUCGGCUGACGAGCUUCAGUUUGCGGAGAACCUGCGACUGAACGAGAGCCAGUGUCGAGCCGCAGGACUGCAUGAUCUCUACACGGCUCUGAGACACCUGACCUCCAAAUACCAGCAGAUGGGCCUCAACCAGGAGGAGGUGCUCACUCUCAAAGCCAUGGCUCUGGCCAACUCAG
Sinocyclocheilus grahami is the source of this 861-nucleotide messenger RNA. Its product is annotated as estrogen-related receptor gamma-like. NCBI's taxonomy places the organism in Eukaryota, Metazoa, Chordata, Actinopteri, Cypriniformes, Cyprinidae. The record is from RefSeq and is a predicted model, not a curated record. The transcript has 3 exons. Gene Ontology annotation, molecular function: zinc ion binding; DNA-binding transcription factor activity; sequence-specific DNA binding. Gene Ontology annotation, biological process: regulation of DNA-templated transcription. The annotation marks the transcript as partial.